Molecule: messenger RNA, 459 nt
Organism: Prunus mume (Japanese apricot)
Lineage: Eukaryota; Viridiplantae; Streptophyta; Magnoliopsida; Rosales; Rosaceae
Source: RefSeq, a predicted model, not a curated record
AUGGCAGGCUUACUUGAAAAACUCGGGAAAUGCAAUGUUCUCUUCUUCCCGAUCAUUUCAAGUUCUGAGUUCCACUUUACACUUCUCACAUUUCACAAAAUUGAACGAAAGUGGAGACACUACAAUCCACUUAGAUCGUUGGGAUCUAGAAAAGAAGAAAAGUGUAUUGACAUUGCUCAAAAUUUUGUUAAUAUUGUGGAAGGGUGGCUAGAAUAUAUCAGACCACAAGCACAAGAGUUCUUAGAAACUAAAACAAUACCAAAACUUGUGAAGCAAAAAGAAGGGCCCCCUACACCUGCACAGGUUGAUUUGUCCCCAAAUGAAGAACUCACUCUAAAUUGGAUUCUGCAAAAUCCAUAUCAGUUUCCAUUUGAGGAUGACACAGAAUGUGCUCAACAAAAUUCGUCUUCGUUGGAUUGCGGCAUGUUCGUCAUGUUCUACAUGGAUAAAAUAGCAUAA